Messenger RNA from Limulus polyphemus (Atlantic horseshoe crab), 14766 nucleotides. Its product is annotated as low-density lipoprotein receptor-related protein 2-like. Bases 57 to 13667 code for a protein of 4536 amino acids. The record is from RefSeq and is a predicted model, not a curated record. Gene Ontology annotation, molecular function: calcium ion binding; protein binding. NCBI's taxonomy places the organism in Eukaryota, Metazoa, Arthropoda, Merostomata, Xiphosura, Limulidae. The transcript has 78 exons.
UUUCAGAGGAGGGAUGGUGUGGUGAUUUGUUCCUUACCAGACGAUAGCUUAGAACUAUGGAUCUUUACUCAUGGAGAUAUUUAACUGUCUUAAUUUUUAUAAUAUUCAGUUUGAAAAACUGUGUCCAAUCCGAGUCGGCAGAAAUCGAAGAGAUAACUUGUUCUCCCGACAACUUUCGUUGCAACAAUGGCCGUUGCAUACCGCGAAGGUGGGUCUGUGAUUAUCAGAAAGAUUGUGAAGAAGAAGAGGAUGAGCAUCAGAGCUGUCCCCCACCUCAGUGCAAUGCAAACCAGUAUUCCUGUGGCCAGUAUGUGUUCAAUCAGUCAUACUGUAUUCCAAAGCACUGGCACUGUGAUAGGGUUGUGGACUGUGUAGAUGGGACAGAUGAAGGGGACUUGUGUAGCUAUAGGCAAUGCCUUCCAAAUGACCAUAAAUGUGGCAAUGGUCUUUGCAUUCCUAUCAGUAAAAAAUGUGAUGGAUAUUAUGACUGUCGAGAUGAAAGUGAUGAAAAGCACUGUAUUCUUAACAGAACAGCAUGUGGCCUAAAUGAGUUUCGAUGUGCUAAUGGAAACAAGUGUAUAGAUUUAGGCAAGAAAUGUGAUCAUUGGAAUGAUUGUGGAGACAAUUCUGAUGAACAGGAAUGUGAAUUUCCUUCUUGUCAUAGGGGUCAGUUUAGGUGCAGCAAUCACAUAUGUAUACCAUCCAGCUGGCAUUGUGAUGGUCAUACUGACUGCACUGAUCAAUCAGAUGAGAAGAAUUGCACUCUAAUUACUUGUGCUGAAUCAAAAUUCUUGUGUCCAUCAGAGAAAAAAUGUAUUGAAAAAACUAAGCUUUGUAAUGGGUUCCGAGACUGUGAUGAUGGGGUGGAUGAAAAAGAAGCAUGUUCAUCUAAUUUGUGUCACUCCUUGUCGUGUGAAUAUGGAUGUCGGCCAUCUCCUGAAGGAGGAGAAUGUUACUGUAAAACUGGAAUGCAGGUCAAUCCAGGUGAUAGAAGAAGCUGUAGAGAUUUUGAUGAGUGCUCUCAAUGGGGUUACUGUGACCAGUUGUGCCUCAACACUCCAGGAAGCUUUGAGUGUUCUUGUGCAAGUGGAUAUAGGUUGGUUCCUCCCAGACAUUGUCGUGCUGAGAACAGUACACAGAUGAAGUUAUUUUUCACCCAUCACAGUUCAAUAUACAAAAUGGAUGCUCAGGGUCUGAAUCUAGAAAUCAUCACUAACACAACAGCAGCCAGUGGACUAGACUUUCACUAUACUAAAAAUCUUGUAUUUUGGUCUGACACAGAAACAAAAAAGGUGUACAGUUUUCAUGUUAACUACAUGAAACUGUCUGAUGAGAUUAGUGUUAAUUUUCAAUGGAGUCCUGUCUGCUUGGCUGUUGACUGGGUGGGAAACAAGCUAUAUAUCUGUGAUGCUUUGGGUCAGAAGAUAGAUCUUAUGGAGUUGAAUGGCAAUCAUCAUGCAAUUAUCAUCAGUCGCAAUUUAUCAUCCCCGAUGGACAUAGUUCUUGACCCUACGGUUGGGUUGAUGUUCUUCAGUGAUUCUGACAACAUUGACAGAGCAUACAUGGAUGGUUCCAAUAGAAAGUCUAUUGUGAACUCACUGAUAUAUAAAGCGUCAGGUCUUGCUGUUGAUUAUAUUAACAAGUGGCUUAUUUGGUGUGACUCACUUCUAGACCAGAUAGUAGCUAUUGACUAUGAUGGGAAGAACAGGCAUACAAUAGUUAGAGGCAAUACUAAAGUUCCUUCACCUAGUAAACUCACCAUGUUUGAGAACUACAUCUAUUGGACAGAUGAAACUCGGCAAGGUGUAUUAAAAAAUCACCUUUUCAAUGAUUCUGAUGUAACUCAUAUCAUCUAUCGUGAUCCAACUAUUCUCAAAUCACCCAAAGCUAUCAAAUCAUAUCACCCUCUUCGACAGCCUGAAGUGACCAGCCCAUGUGGAAGUGACAACGGAGGUUGCGAACAUAUGUGUAUUGUGACUCGAAGUGCUGAGGAAUAUGGGCUUGGUUAUCGUUGUGUCUGUAACAUAGGCUACGAACUUUCACGUGAUGGAAGAUCUUGCAGUCGAGUGGAAGAAUUUCUUUUGUACUCCCACCAAAAGUUUGUGAGGGGGACCUUUCUUAAUUCUGUGGGAGAGAGUUUUACUGAUGCCAUGGUACCAGUAGUUGGUAAAUCUGCUCGCUUUGUUGGCCUAGAUUUCGAUGCUCGUCAAAACUACAUUUACUAUUCUGAUGUAAUACUGGAUGUAAUUUACCGAAUCAAAACCGAUGGAACAGAACCAAAGAGUGUGUUGGCAUCACAGAAUGAAGGUGUGGAAGGUUUAGCUUUGGACUGGGUUUCUGACAAUCUGUACUACAUUGACAGCAGGAAGGGAACUUUGAAUGUUAUUAGUGUUAACAACUUCCGACACAGAAGAACACUGAUCAGCAACCUGAAGCGUCCUCGUGCCAUCGUAGUGCAUCCUAAUAAGGGUUAUCUUUUCUACUCUGAAUGGGACCGACCAGCAAACAUUAGCAGAGCAUUUUUAGAUGGAACAAAUUCUAUGGUAUUUCGGGGGGUUCUUCUGGGCUGGCCAAAUGGCUUGAGCAUUGAUUUUGCCAAGGAUCGACUUUAUUGGUGUGAUGCCCUACUGGAUCAUAUUCAACAUGCUAAACUAGAUGGCACUGAUAUCAGAACUAUAAAUUCUCCCAGAAUCAAACAUCCUUUCUCAUUAGUUGUCCAUAAUGAUUGGUUGUAUAUCACAGACUGGAGGUUAGAUGCUGUUCUAAAGAUGAAUAAAGAGACAGGAGCAGAUGAACAAAUUAUGACUGCUGUUGAAGAAGGAAAUCGGCUGUAUGGUAUCAAAGUUUACAGCACCAAGAACCAGAAAACUGAUUCUCGCCACCCAUGCAAAGUCAACAAUGGUGGUUGUGAUAGAUUCUGUUUUGCCAUACCUGCAAAUUACAGUCAAGGUCCUGAUCUUGAUGUUAGCUGUGGCUGCCCGUAUGGGGAAAAGCUUCAUGAAGAUAAAAAACAAUGUAUUUCUGACCCCACUGCAGAGCCUCCUGUAAAGGCCUGCGUUAAUUCCUGGGAUUUCACUUGUGACAACAAACGAUGUAUUCCUAAGACAUGGGUUUGUGAUGGUGAUGAUGACUGUUUAGAUAACUCUGAUGAAAUGCAAAACUGUACCCAAUCAACCUGUAGCUCAAAAGAGUUCCAGUGUGAUAGUGGACGUUGUGUUCCUUUAACAUUCAAAUGUGACUCAGAUAAUGACUGUGGUGAUUACUCAGAUGAAACUGGUUGUGUAAAUAUCACAUGUGAAACUACGGAAUUUGCUUGUGACAAUGGUCGAUGUGUUCCUCAAUCUUGGAAGUGCGACUCUGAGAAUGACUGUGGAGAUGGCUCAGAUGAAGGAGAGUUUUGUGUGGAAAAGACUUGUGCCUACUACCAGUACACAUGUCCUGGAUCAGGACAUUGUAUUCCACAGAGCUGGGUCUGUGAUGGUGACAAUGACUGUUUUGACCAAGCAGAUGAGCAGAGUUGCCCACCUGUUACAUGUACUUCAAGCCAGUUUCAGUGUUCUGACCAGAAACAGUGUAUUCAUGAGAGCUAUCAUUGUGAUGGUGUUUCUGACUGCCAAGAUGGUUCUGAUGAACUGGGAUGUCCAUCUGUCUCACCAAAUGAGUGUGACCAAGAAAAGUUAUUCCAGUGCAAGACCUCAAAAAUUUGCAUCCCCAAAACAUGGUUCUGUGAUGGUACUAAGGAUUGUGAGGAUGGAAGUGAUGAGCCUGAUAGUUGUGGAGAAGUUGACUGUCCUACCAACAACUUCAGAUGCAACAAUACACAGUGUGUUUUUAAGUCAUGGAUUUGUGAUGGGACUGAUGAUUGUGGUGAUGGUUCUGAUGAGGACUACCAGCAUGCUUGUGGUCCUCCACCCAGUAUUUGCCUGCAUGGUCAGUGGAAGUGUCCAAGUGCUGUUGAAAUGUGUAUAAACAUUUCUCAGGUGUGUGAUGACACACCUGACUGUCCUAAUGAUGCUGAUGAAGGCCCAACCUGUAGUCUUGACCAAUGUAAAGUACAAAACAUUGGUUGUAGUCACAACUGUAAACAGACACCACUGGGACCUCUAUGCCUAUGUCCAUCAGGUGAAGUUCUAAAUGACACUACUACUUGUGUUGACCAUGAUGAAUGUGCCUAUCCAGGCUACUGCAGUCAAGACUGUGUCAACACUAAAGGUUCCUUCAAGUGUAAAUGUCAGGAUGGCUACAAACUCGCUAAUAAUCAACACACCUGUAAAGCUAUUAACUGGACUAAUGCAUUUCUGGUUAUUUCGAAUCGACGUUCCAUCCUGGUGGCAAACCUCAACACUACAAACUUUGAGCGGGUACCUGUUAAUGUUGAAAAUGUUGUGUCUACAGCCUCUGAUAUGACAUCUGGCACCAUGUAUUGGUCAGAUAUGACACUAAAGAAAAUCUACCGCAUGAAGAAGGGGGAGGAACCAGAAAUAGUAAUCGAUAGUGGUCUAGAUCUGGUUGAAGGUCUUGCUGUAGACUGGGUGGGGCGUAAUCUGUAUUGGGUGGACUCAAGACUAAAAACACUAGAAGUUUCAACACUGAAUGGAGAACAUCGCUUAGUGUUGCUGACUGAAAACAUUACUCAACCUCGGGGACUGUGUAUAGAUUCAAGAGAAGGGGCUAGGCUUCUAUUUUGGUCAGACUGGGGAGAGAACCCUCGGAUUGAAAGGGUUGGAUUAGAUGGAUCAAUGAGACAAGUUGUCAUAGAUACUAAAAUAUUUUGGCCUAACGGUUUGACCCUAGACAUCCCUAACAAACGGGUGUAUUUUGCUGACAGUAAGUUGGAUUAUAUUGACUUCUGUAAUUAUGAUGGCUCAGGAAGACAACAGGUCAUUGCUCAUAAUCAUUAUUUACUUCAUCCACAUUCCCUUACUGUGUUUGAGGAUACACUCUAUUGGACUGAUCGGCAAUUGCACCGUGUGCUUUCAUGUAACAAGUUUCGUGGUGUUAAUCAAACAGUGGUGUCUCAUCUGGUGAGUCAGCCUCUGGGUAUACACGUCAGUCACCCAGUGUUACAACCAGUUUCUACCAACCCCUGCAAACUUUCUCCUUGUAGUCAUCUUUGUCUUCUUUCCCCAACUACCUCUGGUGGCUACUCUUGUCACUGUCCUCCUGGCUAUGAGGAGGAUCGAGUCAUGGUUGGGACCUGUACACCAAUUAACACACCUUAUUUGAUGGUAAUGAAGAAGACUCAGAUCAUUGACAGGAGUCUGACACCAAAUGACAAGUCCAUGGGGCAUUUUACACCUGUUAUUGGUGUAGAAAAUGGCUAUGAUUUUGACUUAGACAGGAAAAAUGGAACGAUCUACUGGGUUCAGCUAGAAGAGGACGACAAGGAAAAAGGAACUGUUUAUAAAGUGAGUCUGAAAGGUGGAAACUGGACCAAGUUUUUACCUGAUGGAAUUGUUGGAGCACCAUACACCAUAGUGUAUGACUGGAUUGGACGAAACCUUUACAUAGGAAACAGAAUAGCCUCCAAUAUUGAAGUAAUUAAGACUGACGGUGAAGAAAGAUUAAGAACAUUAAUUUUAACAAAUGAUGGAACAGAAAAUGGUGUUGCAAAGCCAAAAUCCAUGGUGGUUCAUCCAGAAGAAGGUAAAUUGUUCUGGUUGGAUGAAGGUGGUGUUGGUGUUCCUCAAAAACUAGCAAAAGUUGACAUGAACGGAGCCAACAGCACAAUUCUUGUAAAGGAAGGACUUCAUCAUUUAGAGGUUCUUGCUGUUGACUUGAUAAGCAAGAGACUAUACUGGAGUCAAAGUUUCCCAGGGAUUAUUGAAUCAGUAGACUUUAAUGGUAAGGGCCGGAAGACAGUUGUGCCAACCAGUGCUGGCAUCUCAAAACCACAGGGAUUGGCAAUUUUCAACAAUAGGUUAUACUAUCUGGAUACUAUCUAUGAAAAAAUUGUGAGGGUAAACCUUCCUGAUGGCAGGAACCCAACAGUCAUGGAUGAAAAUAUAGAGGACUUAACUACCAUGAAAAUUAACAGCAAAAGACCAGGAAUAGAGAGUCAUCCAUGUCAAAAGGAAAAUGGAGGAUGUCAACACCUGUGUAUUCCAACAUCAGGCAGUCAACACAUGUGUUUGUGUAGCACUGGGUUCCAGCCAAAGGAUACUACAAAAUGUGAAGCAUAUACCUCAUUUGCUGUUGUAUCAGAGCUAGAGAAGGUUCAGGGAUACAGUUUGCAGAAUCACAGAGAAGCAAUGCAACCAAUAACAGGGCCAGGUCAUAAUAUUUUGCACUUGGAUGUUCAUGUUGCCCAGAAUCACAUUUAUUGGGUUGAAUUUAAUCAAGGAAGUAGAAAUGGAAUUUUUCGUGCCAAGCCUGAUGGUACAGAUUUUACCCAUGUCAUUUCUGAUGGCAUAGGUAGUAAUGGGAUUCGUGGUCUUGCUAUUGACUGGAUAGGAGAGAAUCUUUAUUUCACCAAUGUGUUCCCUCAUGAAACAUUUGUGGAGAUGAGUUGGCUGGAUGGCUCCAAUCGUCUUGUAAUUUUGAAAACUACAACAGAUUCACCACGUGAGAUUGCAGUCAAUCCUAUCAAAGGGUACCUCUACUGGAUUGAUUAUGGACAGUAUCCAAAAAUUGAAAAAUCUCUCUUGGAUGGAACAAAUCGUACUACUGUUGUUGUAACUGGCAUUAGUAAUCCACGAGACUUGACCAUAGACAUCACAACACAUGAUGUUUACUGGGUUGACUCAAGAGAGGAUGCUAUACAACGUGUAUCCUUAAAUGGUGGCAAGAGGCAGUACAUUCGACGGAAUCUGCCAAACCCAAUGGGAGUAGCAGUACUUGGGUCUGAAGUUUACUGGGUAGAUCGAAAUCUUCGAACUAUAUUUAAGGCUACCAAGUUUCCAGGAAAUACAGUUCCUCCUACAUCUGUUGUAUCUGAUUUGGACACACUGAGAGACAUUGCAAUCUUUGAUAAGGCUAUACAACCUCCAGCUAGCCAGGUUGUAUGUUCCAGACCAGAGAACGGAAUGUGUGAACAACUGUGUUUUGCCAUACCAGAUAAAAUUACAGCUUUAAAAAGGAAAUGUGCUUGUGCUUCUGGUGUGUUGUCAUCUGAUGAAAAAUCCUGUGAAGAUGUAAAGGAGUACUUAGUAUUCUCAACAAGACAAGAAAUUCGAAGCUUACAUCUAGACCCUAAAGUAUUAAGCCUACCAUUUUCUCCCAAAAUUAACCUCACCAAUGUUGUGGGCUUAGACUUCGAUUAUCAAGAUCGACGACUGUUUUAUUCACAAAUACGACCAGAAGGCAGCAUCUCCUGGGUGAGCUUGGAUGAUUUCAACACUGUUCACACAUUGAUAGAUGAGGGUGUGAACCCUGAAGGAGUGGCUUUUGAUUGGACCAGCAGAAAGAUCUACUGGACUGAUUCUGGCAACCAUAGCAUUUAUGCCAUGAAUUUGGAUGGCUCAAAGCUUGUAAUGAUAACUCGUGUUGAACGGCCAAGGGCAAUUGUUUUGGAUCCAUGUGAAGGGUACAUGUACUAUACAGAUUGGAGUCGUUUUGGAAACACUGGAAAAAUAUAUCGGGCUACAAUGGCUGGGAACCAGAAAAAAGCUAUUAUAAAUGACAAUCUUAUUCAACCAAGUGGACUUACCAUUGAUUAUGAAGAUAGAAAACUUUAUUGGACAGAUGCACUCAGAGAAAAAAUAGAAAGGUCUGACCUUAAUGGGACCAACAGAGAAACCUUGGUGUUUGCUACCAUCUAUCCAUUUGCUAUUACCGUGUUCGGAGAUUACAUAUAUUGGACGGAUCUUCAAUUAAGAGGGGUAUACCGAGCUGAUAAGUAUACAGGGGCAGGAGUCAUGGAGAUGGUCAAGAGACUGGAAGAAUCUCCACGAGAUAUUCAUAUCUUUGCCCCAGACAGGCAAAAAUGCAAACAGAACCCAUGCAGCCUAAACAAUGGAGGGUGUGCCCACUCCUGCCACCAGGCCCCCAAUGGAACUGUAGAAUGUUUGUGUAAUUCCACUUUCAAAAUUGCUAAUGAGGGACGUAUGUGUGUUGCAACUAACAUUACCUGUGACGAAAAUAAGUUUACUUGUGCCAAUGGCAAGUGUAUUCCCCGACUUUGGGCCUGUGAUGGUGAUGAUGAUUGUGGUGAUAAUACUGAUGAAGAUAAGAAGUUUUGUGCACUACAUACGUGCAGUCCAUCAGAAUUUCGCUGUGGAAACGGACGCUGUGUUUUCAAGACUUGGAAGUGUGAUCAUGAAAAUGACUGUGGAGACAACACAGAUGAACAAGACUGUGAGUAUCCUCCUUGUGCUGAAGGUGAAUUCACUUGUGCCAACUUUCGUUGCAUUUCUAUGUCUCAACUAUGUAAUGGGGUAAAUGACUGUAAGGAUAAUAAAACAACAGAUGAGAGUCAUGAUAAUUGCCCCAACAACCGAACUUGUCCAGGAAAUCACAUGAAAUGUGAGACAACUAACAUCUGUGUCGAGCCCUACUGGUUGUGUGAUGGAGAUAAUGACUGUGGUGAUAAUUCUGAUGAAAACUCCAUCAUCUGCUCUCAAAGAUCCUGUCCUCCAAAUAGUUUUAGGUGCGGGAACCAACGAUGUAUUCCAGCUACUUGGUACUGUGAUGGUGAUGAUGAUUGUGGAGAUAAAGCAGAUGAGCCAGAAGAAUACUGUGAAAGUGAGAAGAAGACUUGUUUUGGUGAUUUAUUUACCUGUGACAAUGGAAACUGCAUCCCACGAAUUUAUAUUUGUGAUGGUGACAAUGAUUGCUUAGAUAAUUCUGACGAAGAUGCUCGCCAUCAGUGUGAUACACGUAAGUGUGAUCCUGAAAGAGAGUUUACAUGCACACAGAAUAAACAAUGGGGCCGUGCUGUGUGUAUCCCAAAACGAUGGAUCUGUGAUGGAGAUCCUGACUGUGUGGAUGGAGCUGAUGAGAACACAACACUCCACGGUUGUGCCACACCUGAACCCUGUGAUGAAGAUCAGUUUCAAUGCAAAAACUUUCGUUGUAUAAAUAAAGAUUGGGUCUGUGACCAUGACAACGAUUGUGGUGAUGCAUCUGAUGAACCUAAAAACUGCACUUUCCCGACCUGCUCUCCAGAAGAAUUCUCUUGUCGUAAUGCCAAGUGCAUCCGUAUGACUUACAAGUGUGAUGGUGAGGAUGAUUGUGGAGAUGGAAGUGAUGAGUUGGUUGAUGACUGCUCCACAGAAGCUCCAACCUGUUCUGGAGCACAGUUCCUGUGUAAUAGUGGAAUGUGCAUUGACUACGAACGAGUGUGCAAUAAACAGGAAGACUGUGAUGAUGGGUCAGAUGAAUCUUCUCAUUGUAACACUGAUGAAUGUGCAAAAGUUGAAACAAAUCAGUGUGAACACAAAUGUGUGAACACUCUGACUGGAUUCUACUGUGAAUGUAAUGAAGGCUACCAGCUAAUGGAUGAUAGCAAAGCAUGUAGAGACAUCAAUGAAUGCACUGAAAAAGGUGGCAUUUGUUCCCAGUAUUGUUUCAAUACACCAGGGUCCUACUACUGCAAAUGCAAUGACACUUACUAUGAACGUGAAUUAGACUUUCACAAAUGUAAACGAAAAGAUGAUAUCACCCCAUGGAUUAUCUUCAGUAAUCGCUACUAUCUUCGCAAUUUGAGCAUUGAUAACUCCCAGUACAACCUGAUCAAAAUGAACCUACGUAAUGUAGUAGCUCUUGAUUUUGACUAUCAGGAAGAAAGGCUGUAUUACUGUGAUGUUGGCAAUAAAAGUAUUGGUCGAAUGUUUAUUAAUGGCACCAAUGAACAGAUAAUCAUACACCGUAAUGCUAAAGGAUUGGAAGGACUUGCUGUGGACUGGAUUGGAAGAAAAAUAUAUUGGUUGGAUAGAAUUUCCAAGCAUCUGUAUGUGGCUGAGCUUGAUGGAACUAAUCGAAAAACUUUACUAGGGAGAGGCAUUUCUGACCCAAGAGCCUUAGCUGUGCAUCCAGGCAUAGGGUACAUUUACAUGACAGACUGGGGCCAUCAUUCUUAUAUUGGACGAAUCGGGCUGGAUGGUUCCAACUUCUCCCGACUAAUAACCUUCGAAGACAAACUUGUUUGGCCAAAUGCUCUUACUAUUGACUACUUCAGUAACAAAAUAUUCUGGGCAGAUGCUCAUUUGGAUCAUAUUGAGUUUUCUGACAUGAAUGGUCAAAAUCGACACAUUGUUAUUCAGGGACGAAAGGUGCCACAUGUGUUUGCUAUCACUAUAUUUGAUGACAUGAUGUACUGGAGUGACUGGAACUUGAAGGGACUCUACAAGGCUCAUAAGUUUACUGGAGAGAGCUUCCAUGUUAUGAGAAAUACUUCACACAGACCUUAUGAUAUACAUAUCUAUCAUCCAUUAAGACAGUUGCCAUAUCCCAACCCAUGUAUGAAUAAUAAUGGAAAUUGCAGUCAUUUGUGUCUAUUGUCCCCUGGUGGUGGCUAUAAGUGUGCUUGCCCUGAUCAGUUUAUUUUCCUCAGUGACAACAAAACAUGUAUUGCAAAUUGUACUAGUAGGCAACAUCAGUGUGGUGGUAAUGACGAUAAAUGCAUCACCAUACUUUGGCGUUGUGAUGGUAAAGAAGACUGUAGGGAUGGAUCUGAUGAAAAAAGUUGUCCACCCUUCCAUUGUAAGGUAGGCCAGUUCCAGUGUCAUAAGAAUGUGACUUGUAUCUCCCAGGUCAAACUGUGUGAUGGACAUAAUGACUGUGGAGACAACUCGGAUGAAAUGUAUUGUGAUCUUCCUUGUGGUGAGCAUUCCAUCAAAUGUAAUGAUACUGGUCGCUGUGUUCCUCAGUCUUGGCAGUGUGAUGGAGACAAUGAUUGCAAAGAUGGGUCAGAUGAAGAUACUGCUGUAUGCCAUCACAUGAAAUGUGACCCUAAAACACAGUUUGCAUGUACUAAUGGCAAAUGUAUCCCCAAGCUGUGGUACUGUGACUAUGAUGAUGAUUGUGGAGAUGAUUCAGAUGAACCAGCUCAUAUUUGCCGAAAUCGUAAUUGCAGUACAGGUUGGCAGAAGUGUCCAACUCGCAGCAACUAUCGCUGUAUUCCAAGUUGGUUUUUCUGUGAUGGAAAAAAUGAUUGUCGAGAUAAUUCAGAUGAGGCAAACCCAGAAUAUUGUCCUAAAUGUCAUGAAAUGGGUGACUUUCAGUGUAGCAACAAAAGAUGUAUUCCUAUGAGGUGGCAUUGUGAUUUUGAAGAUGACUGUGGAGAUAACUCGGAUGAAGAUCCAGCAACAUGUGAAAAUCUUUAUCGUGAAUGUUCAGAGAGUGAAUUCCAAUGUGACAACAAGAAGUGUAUUCCAUCAAAAUGGCGUUGUGAUCAUGAUGAUGACUGUGAUGAUAACAGUGAUGAGAAAAACUGUCUCAAUUACCAAUGCAAGGAUAAUCAAUUUAAAUGUCAAAGUGGCCACUGUAUUGCUUCAAAACUCAAGUGUGAUGGCAACAAAGACUGCCAUGAUAUUUCUGAUGAAUGGAACUGUCCACCACGUUACCCUGGAGGUCGAUAUUGUUUAAAUAAUUAUUUUGAAUGCAAUAAUACUAUAUGCAUACGAGACAACUUCAUUUGUGAUGGUGAUGAUGAUUGUGGUGAUUCAUCAGAUGAAGAGGAUGACUUAUGUAGAAACUUCAAGUGUGAUAUUAAGCACAAAUUUCAAUGUGCAAAUCAUCUGUGUAUCUCACGUUUUCAUCUGUGUAAUGGUGUUGAUGACUGUGGUGAUGGCUCAGAUGAAAACAACCACACCUUGUGCCACAAAAUACCCACUCCAUGUGAUGACACAAGUUUCCAGUGUGCCAAUCGUAAAUGCAUUCCUCGUAGCAAAAUAUGUGACCAUGAAGAUGACUGUGGAGAUAAGUCUGAUGAAAAUGGAUGUUAUACAGGUACUUGUGGCAUGAUCACCCGUGGAGGUUGUCAACAUAAUUGCACAGCACUAGAACAAGGAGGGUAUCUUUGUGUUUGUCCUAGAGGCUACAGAGUAGUAGAAAGUAAUCCAAAACUUUGUGAGGAUAUUGAUGAGUGUGCAACCUUUGGCCACAACUGUUCACAGAUUUGCACUAACUACAAUGGAACAUUCAGGUGCACCUGUAGUGAAGGAUUUAAGCAAUUUUCUGAUGGAUGUGUAGCUGCAGGUUCUCCAUCUGUUAUGCUGUUUACAGAUGGUCCUGAAAUCCGUGUGCUUGAUGUAACUAAUGAAAGACAAACUUCUUUGAUUCAAGGAGUGAGAGAGAAUCAGAUUCAGGCUAUUGACUUUGAUCCAGUCCACCGUAAGUUUAGAAAUCUCUACUGGAUGGAUACAGAGCUGUCUAGUAACCAACCUCAUGGAAGGAUCUUCACCAGUUUGUUAGAUGGGCGAUAUAGGAGGUCUAUUGUUACUUCAGGGUUAGAACAGCCUGGUUCGCUAGCCCUAGAUCCUGAACUUGGUAAGCUCAUCUGGACAGAUGCUGGAACUACACCGAAAAUAGAAUUAGCAUGGAUGGAUGGUACUAAACGCAAAGUACUUGUAAAUGAGAAGCUUGGAUAUCCUUCUGGGAUCACAAUAGACUAUUAUGGGGGUCACCGUAUAUACUGGUGUGAUUCAAAACUGAACACAAUUGAUUCCAUGAAAAUGGAUGGCAGUGACAGGGUGACAGUCAGUAGCGGAGACCUUCAUCAUCCAGUCAGUAUAGAUGUGUUUGAAGAUCAUCUUUUCUGGGUGACACGAGAUUCAGGAGAGAUUUACAAACAAGACAAGUUUGGUAGAGGUGUCAAGGUUCGAGUCCGUCGGGGCCUAGAGAAUCCUACUGGGGUAAAAAUUUACCAUCAACAGAAAUAUAAUACCUCAGUGGUUAAUCGUUGUAUGAACACUGGCUGUUCCCACCUUUGCCUGUUAAUUCCAAGAGGAUAUCGUUGUGCCUGCCCUGAUGGUUCCAAACUUCAGAAUAUAAAACAUGUCGCCUGUAAUGCAGCUAAAGAAAUUCCCAAGCCACAGCCAAGUAAAUGUCCAUGCAGGAAUAAUGGGUAUUGUGAACAGGGUCCUAACAAACUGGUUUGCAUCUGUCCUGAAAACUUUAGUGGGAAGUACUGUGAACAAAAUGUGCUUCGGGAGCCAGUAUCAAAACAUUCAUCUUCAACAGAUUUAGCUGUUAUCAUUAUUCCAAUAUUUGCAAUCCUGAUUGUGCUACUGCUGGCCACUGGACUUUACCUGGUCCUACGUAGAAGAAAUUUUAAACAAGGAGUUUUAGCUGGCAGCAAUCAAAGUGUGUCAUUCCGAAGUGGAACAAAUGUAGAAUUUGCACCUAAUUUCAUGAGAAGUGGUCCCCACGAUACAGCUAAUGGGGAGCCAUUAGAUGCAGAUUUUAAUUUUGGAGACAUCAACAAUCCUACGGACUUCAGUAAUCCAAUGUAUGAUGCUAUCAAUAUGGGAUCUGGUGUGGAGUCUGGUAAAAAAGGUGGGCUGUAUGAGGUACCAGCAGAGGUUGUUAAUAAAAAAUUAUCAUUAGAACUGAACAAUAGUAGCAACAACAAAUCCACCCCAGAGUCUGCAGUCUUGUCACCAUCUAGUAUUGUACAACGUUCAUCACCACAAGUCCAGAUGCGUCAAUCAUCUCUGGAUCCUACAUUAGUUGACACAGGUAAAGAUACACAAAAAUUGGUUGAAGAAGACAAGUCUGAGUUUUAGGACAUUUUGAAAACUUGCUUCCAUCUUACUAAUAAAACCAACCUUUCCUUUAUGCCUACUGUACAGCGAGUGCCAGCUAAUGCCAAUAUAGGAGUCUUCCUAAUGAGAUACAAGCAUCAGACUUGUCCAUAAGAUAAUGAAGGCUACAAGGAAAUAGCAGGGAUUCUUAGAAAUAGUUGUGGUCACUAAACCUUCAAGCCUAAAACAGCUAAACAUUCCAUUGAUAGUUGUAAAUAGCAUGAUUCUUAAAGUAUUUGAAGAAAUAUAUUACCAUGUAAAUUGCAUGUACUUUUUUUAACAUUAGGUUAAGGUCAAUAUACUAUGAAGAAAGGUCUUGUUUCUCCUCUCAUUUUCUGAUAUGGGGUUUAUUCAUCACAUGGAUUCUAUAUAAAACAAGAAUUUUUUUCAUAUAUUUUACAUUAAUAUUAGUUUUAUAUCAGUGAUGUAUUUUAAAAUUUUAACUGUAAAAUUAUGCUAAAAAUCAAAACUUGUAGCAAAAUAAUCGGAUUGAUUAAAUGGUCCAAAGUGUGCCAAGAAACAAGAAAGAUUGUUUUAUUGGAUCUGUGGAUUUUCAAACCAGGUUGACAAGAAUUGUUACAUGCUUUUGAGAAAAACAAACAAACAAAACGUAUAUAUUAUAUAUAUAAAGGCCAUUGAUUUGGUCUAACUGAACUGUCCAUUACAGUGUUGUAAUAAAAGGUGGAAUAGUAAGGAUGAGUGAAAUUCUGUGAUCUUUCAUAUAAUUUAAAUUAGGUUCAUGUAUGUUCAGUUACAAAAGCCCUCUUCCUUCUUUUCCACCUGUUUCAUGAUAGAACUAUGCUAUGAUAUAGUCAUGUUCACAUACAUGGUGUGCUUGUUAUAUAUAAUUUUAUUAAUUACACGGACUUAUUAUUGUUUCUUUUAUUGUUAUUCAGAGAAGACCCUGAGGAAUACAUUUCUUAUAUCAAAUCUUUAAAACUAACGUAUCUGAAAUUUUGUCUUGAAAAUGGCAAUCUUCAAAAGUUGGGAAUAAUAUUAAAAAUUAUGUUACAUUUAGCCACGAUCAUGUUGUUCAUGAAGCUAUUCAUGAAUUAAUUAUGUGAAUGUAAAGAAAAAAUUU